AUGGAGAACUGUAAACAAUCAUUUAAAGAUUUGCUUCACACGAUAGCCAAGGAACAGAAGUUUGUCGACUACAGUUUAGACAUCAAGGAAAUAUCAAGUGGAGGAGCAAACUAUACGUCCAAGUUGUUCUCGGUGACUGUCACUGAGGGCACCAAAAAACUUCAGCUGUUCUGUAAAGUCGCAGCUAUCGGCGAACAGAUGCGAGCUCAGAUGGAUAAAAUAUACACAACAGAACACUUUUUCUACACAAAACUUGCAAAAAUGUACCGAAAUAUUGAAGACCAGUGUGGGGUACCAGAUGAACUUAAACUAAACGUGACCAAGUACUACGGAAGUACUAUCCAGCUCAAUGAAGAAGUGAUGGUGCUGGAGGACCUCGUAGCUACCGGGUACGAGAACUACGACAGGUUCAAGUCGAUAGAUUGGCCGUACGCGCAGGCUGCGGUCCGGGAACUGGCCAAGUUCCAUGCAUGCGCCUGGGCAUACGGUAAACAAGAACCUGAACAGUUUGAAGAAAUAUUGAAAGAAAUGACGUUUAAUUUCGGAUUCGAAGGACCUGAAAUGCAAACUUAUACUACCAGCAUGAUAGAUAAAGCAGUUCAAACAGUUCGGGAAGAAAACAAAGAAAUGUUACAGAAAUAUUUCGAAAGCUUCGACGCGGAAGAAUAUGCAGCGACCCAGAAAAGAAGCCGGAGGCUGGUACUGAACCAUGGCGACUUCAAACCGAGUAACUUAAUGCACAAAAAGCUUGACGAUGGCUCCUAUGACAUCAAGGUCGUAGACCUCCAGACAAUGCAGGGCGGCAGUCCAGUCAACGACCUAAUAUACUUCAUCUUCACUGGCUCCGAUGAGAAAUUCCGCUCGCAGUACUUCGACAAGUUGGUGGACUACUACUACUCAGAGCUCAGUGCCGCCAUGAAGAGGCUGCAGCUCAACCCUGACGAGAUCUUCUCCCGAGAAGACUUCGACUAUGAGAUUAACGAGAAGCUGCCAUUCGGUCUCGCUCUGGCUACGUUCCUCAUACCAGUCGUGACAGUGGACACUGAGAAUGCCCCCCAGGUUGACGAGUCCCUCGACAUCUCCAGUUUCAACGUGGAGAAGACCAGCGACCUGUACGCGGAGAGACUGAACGGAGUGGUCAACGACUACGUCAAGUGGGGCAUUCUCAAAUAA
This is a messenger RNA of Spodoptera exigua (beet armyworm), 1173 nucleotides long. The record is from the annotation of a GenBank genome assembly. Lineage: Eukaryota; Metazoa; Arthropoda; Insecta; Lepidoptera; Noctuidae.